Diaporthe amygdali is the source of this 2040-nucleotide messenger RNA. RefSeq lists its product as uncharacterized. The record is from RefSeq and is a predicted model, not a curated record. The transcript is spliced from 5 exons. The coding region runs from base 1 to 2040 and encodes 679 amino acids. Gene Ontology annotation, molecular function: oxidoreductase activity, acting on paired donors, with incorporation or reduction of molecular oxygen; monooxygenase activity; heme binding. NCBI's taxonomy places the organism in Eukaryota, Fungi, Ascomycota, Sordariomycetes, Diaporthales, Diaporthaceae.
AUGAGCUCCGCAGAGGGGCAGCUCAAGCUCCUUACCCUGGGCAACGUGCUUGCAGGGGUUCUUGCGUCCACAGCGCUAUCCCUCUUCCUGACAUGGCUACGUGCGCCUCGCUACGCAAAGGACAUUCCCCGCGUGGGCGUGGGCAAAAGCUUCAUCGCCGCUUUCACGGAGAUGAAAGGCUGGAUUCAAGAUGGCUACGACAAGUACAGCAAGGAUGGCCAAGCUUUUAUCAUCCCAGGCCUGCUCGGAACCCCUCCGGAGGUGGUCAUCCCGAGGUCACAGAUGAGCUGGAUGCUGGAUCAGCCAGAUCAUAUCAUCUCAACGGCUGCUGCCCACUACGACAUCCUCAAUGGAGACUACAGCUUCGUAGACAAAAGGAUCCUGGAAAACCCCUACCAGGAGCAUGUGGUUCAUCGCUCGCUAGCAAGGCAUUUAGCCGCUCUCAUUCCGGUGUUAGACAAGCAAAUUCGGACAUGUGUGGACGAUAUAUAUGGGACAGACGGGAAGGAGUGGAUGACAGUGAAUAUUUGGGACUCCCUGAUGAGACUAAUCCCCAGAGUGACUAACUUGAUGUUCGUCGGCCAAGAGCUGUGCGACAACAAGGAGUACCUCGACAAUAUGCUCAAUUUUACGGAAGAUGUCACCAGGGAUCUAAUGACAUUUCCGAUGAUACCGACGAUCAUCAAGCCCAUCUUAUGUCCGCUGGCUGGACUUGCGAGCAAAUUCCACUAUCGCAAGACAGCCAAGCACAGCGUGCCUAUGAUCAAACAGCGGCUGACGGAUAUUAGAGCCAAGGAAAAUGGUGAUCCAGCAUACAAGAAUUGGAACGCGCCCAAUGACUAUAUCACCUGGACCAUCUCUGUCGCUACGGCCGAAGGUCGGAUGGAAGAGCUAGACCCUGUCAGAAUAUCCCAAAGGCUGCUGCCCUUGAACUUCGCCGCCAUUCACACCACCGCUAUCACCACGCUGCACGCCUUCCUCGAUUUCCUUGGAUACGACAAGGAGCAGAAUAUAAUUGAGACUCUCCGAGAGGAAAUCAGCCGGGUACUUAGUGAAGAACCCCGGGGACAAUGGAACAAAGCCAAGUUAGCCAAGCUGCACCGAACAGACAGCGCCAUUCGAGAAAGCAUGCGAGUCAACGCCAUGGCGCAAACGAUGGUGAUCAGGAAGGUGGUCGCUCCGGGUGGUGUGACAAACGAGAACACCGGCCAGCACUUUUCUAAAGGGACUAUAAUGUCUUGUCCUAUCUGGUGCACACAGCAUGAUGAGGACAUAUUCGGUGGCGAGGCGGACCGGUAUGAUGCUUUUCGCUAUUCUCGCCAACGGGAAGAGUACGAGGCCAAGUCAGCCGAUGAGAAGAACCCUGAGGCGGGAUUGAAAGUCGCAAAGAUGGGCAUGGUGACGACGAGUGUUGAGAAUUACGGCUUCGGUCAUGGAAGACAUGCAUGUCCAGGACGCUUCUUCGUUGCCCAUGAACUCAAGAUGUUAGUUGCGUAUCUGCUUUUGAACUAUGACUUGAAGCCUCUGAAGGAAAGACCACCGCCGAGCUGUAUCGGGAGAACAAUGAUUCCUCCAACGAAGGCGACGAUGGAAAUCAAGCGGAAGGCUAGUACCAGUAGCAUAGAAGCCGUCAGCAGCCUCCAGGAAACCGACAUGUUGGCCGGUCACGCGGUCACUCUGACCAUCGCGGUCAUCGCCCAUCACGCCACCGCAGGCUUCACUUCCCACUGCAGCUGGUGGUAUAUCCACGACCAGGUGACACUCACUGCGGGCUGCGAGGCUUCGACCAAGUCCAAGCCUAGGGUCCUCUCCAGCCUCGACCUGAAUCACUGCAUCGGCGUCGAUCUCACGGCCAACGCUAUGAUUUGGCAAACCGAUGGUGAUGCCUUCCACAUACACUGUGCCAAUUGCGGCAUGCAGAACUCGGAGAUUGUCAUGCAAUGCGACUGCAUCAACGUCGUUACUGGUGGAACGACAAGUUCCUCUAUUAACCUCAAUGAUCGAAUCACCACCAACGAUGAAGGUUGGCUGACCUGCUGA